This is a messenger RNA of Camelina sativa (false flax), 1098 nucleotides long. RefSeq lists its product as uncharacterized. Lineage: Eukaryota; Viridiplantae; Streptophyta; Magnoliopsida; Brassicales; Brassicaceae. The record is from RefSeq and is a predicted model, not a curated record. Gene Ontology annotation, molecular function: nucleic acid binding; zinc ion binding.
AUGACGACAAAUCAUGUGAAUUCAGCUGCGAAUCUCCCAAAUAUUGAUGGACAUCGCCAAAUCAUGGAUCAGUAUGAGAAUCCUUAUUUUCUUCAUUCAUCAGAUCACGCAGGGAUGAUUUUGGUCUCGGAUCAUCUCGCAUCUGGAUCUGAUUUCCAUUCUUGGCGCCGUUCAAUGCGUAUGGCUCUCAAUGUCAGGAACAAGUUGGGGUUUAUCAAUGGAAGCAUUCCACAGCCUCCUAGUGAUCAUUGUGAUUCAGGUUCGUGGUCUCGUUGCAAUGAUAUGGUUUCUACAUGGAUUACGAAUUCUGUUCCCAAGAAGAUUGGGCAGAGUUUGCUUUUUGUACCUACUGCUGAAGGUAUCUGCAAGAGUUUGAUGUCACCUUUUAAACAAGAUGAUGCUCCGAGAGUUUUCCAGAUUGAACAGCGUUUGAAUUCGAUACAGAAAGGGGCUAUGGAUGUCACUGCGUAUUAUACAGAAUUGGUUACUCUUUGGGAAGAGUAUAAGAAUUACGUUGAGCUCCAUGUUUGUUCUUGUGGAAAAUAUGAAUGUAACACAACCGCUUUAAGGGAGAAAUUACAACAACGUGGAAGAGUAACAAAGUUCUUGAUGGGUUUGAAUGAGGUUUAUGAACCAACACAUAGACACAUUUUAAUGUUGAAACCGGUUCCUUCUAUUGAUGAUGUGUUUCAUAUGGUGGAGUCUAAUGAGAGGCAGAAGACUCUUGUACCCUCUACAAAAGUGGAUAAAGUUGUUUUCCAAAGUACAGGUCCACCUGAUCUUACUUCUGGUUAUUGUUCUACUAAUCUUGAGGGAGUAGAUAAUGGUGGUUACUAUGGUCCUAUUGAGAAUGUUGCUUAUGCUGCGUUUAGGCCAAUUCAGAAGCCGUUUUGUACUCAUUGUGGUCGUUCUGGACACACAGUGCAGAAGUGCUAUAAACUUCAUGGCUAUCCUCCUGGUCACAAGUUUGGUCUGAGGCUUCCUCCAAACUCACAAGGUUAUUCGACUUCUUAUCAGCCAUGUGCUCAAAGUCAACCACCCGGAGUGAGACCUCAGCCACAACAAAGCCAAUAUCAGUUUCCUAGGCCCAAUGCAUAG